Messenger RNA from Adineta ricciae, 693 nucleotides. The record is from the annotation of a GenBank genome assembly. Lineage: Eukaryota; Metazoa; Rotifera; Eurotatoria; Adinetida; Adinetidae.
AUGACGACCAAAUUAUACUUGACUCUUUUCGUUGUGAUGACACUUUGUCAAAUAAGUUUAACUAGACCCAUGGCAAUCAGUAAUACCAAUCAUAUCUCGUCAAUGCAUCCUACUGGAACAGAAUACAAAAAUGCUCAAUUCCAAUUUUCAGUUGUAUUACCUCAUGGUUGGCAUUCGAGAGGAUUGGUGAAAAUGUUCGAAAAGCAUAAGAGGGAUAUACAUCCAUUUAUAAUCCGAGACCACACGUCAGUUGGAGAGCAAUACAAAGAAGUAGCACCAGUUUUUUUCUUUUCCAAGUACGACAUCGACAGAUUCGACGGCAAAUCAAACCCAAAUAUUCAAGCUGCAAUUUACAGUGUACAACCGGCAUCGGAAGCUUACGCUAACUGUGGCUUUUUACAUUUUGUUCAAAGAGAUAUCGAAGCAUCUCAGAGAAAUAAAGCAAUCCUCGCAAAUGAUACUAUCGAAUUUGCGGAUGACUGUACGAUUUCUGAGCUGGAUAGAAUCCUUUACGCUAGUCAAACAUCUCACGUGAAAACAAAUCAAACCUUAUUGAUGGUAAAACAGAAGAGAUUUGCAAGACUUAUAGGCAAAACUCAUAUUCUUUACAUGGUAUUGAACUAUUCCAAUGAACAUAGUGAGAAACAACUAUUGGCCAUCAUGAAGAGUAUAAGAUCUCUUGUGAACGCGUGA